This is a messenger RNA of Phyllopteryx taeniolatus (common seadragon), 726 nucleotides long. It is a transcript of the gene c4h19orf53, whose product is annotated as chromosome 4 C19orf53 homolog. The record is from RefSeq and is a predicted model, not a curated record. NCBI's taxonomy places the organism in Eukaryota, Metazoa, Chordata, Actinopteri, Syngnathiformes, Syngnathidae. The coding region runs from base 38 to 331 and encodes 97 amino acids. The transcript is spliced from 3 exons.
AGAAGACAUUUGGCAGUUUAUCUUCCGGUUAGCCAAAAUGGCGCAAGGUUCGCGCAAGUUUAAAGCUCAACGUCCUGGAGCUGCGAAAAAACAACAACAGAACAAACAGAAGGGACCAAAGAAAGGAGGGAGGAUCAUUGCGCCCAAGAAGGCUCAAGUGAUUCAACAACAGAAGCUCAAGAAGGGUCUGGAAGUCGCCAUCAGGAACAAGAUUGAACAUGAUGUGACCCAGAAGGCGAGCUCCUCCCUCCACAAGCCCCUCAGUGUGGUCAAAGGCGCUAAGGGCAAAAGCAACCCAGGAGCCCCUCGACCAGGAAGCAGCUCCAAAUAGGAUGGGAUACAAUGGACAUGGAUAAACAUUAUGACUGUGCAGGAAACAAAAUUCUUUAAAUCUUAAGUUUCAGGUUACUGCAUCUUAACAGUGACCACAGGUAUGUUGAUGUUGCUGACUGCUGCCUCUGUUCUCUUCAGUUACAACAAAUUUUAAACAUGAGGUUUUGUAGCGGAAAAGACAAAGCUUUAAAUGUGGGAAAUGUAACUUCUUAUUUCAAAAAAUAUAAUUCUUUAAUGUUAGCAAUAGUUAGAUGGUAUGAUUAUAUGUUAUAUGAUAGUUAUAUGACCUGCAAACUCAAAAUGUAUGAACAAGAAUGUCCAGAUUCCUAACAGGCAACUGAGAUCUUGUCAGCACACAUUAAAUGAUAAAAGAAAACUCUUACUCUUAAAAUA